This is a messenger RNA of Emiliania huxleyi CCMP1516, 1944 nucleotides long. RefSeq lists its product as hypothetical. Lineage: Eukaryota; Haptophyta; Isochrysidales; Noelaerhabdaceae. The transcript has a single exon. The annotation marks the transcript as partial. The record is from RefSeq and is a predicted model, not a curated record.
AUGCAAUCGUCCGAAGAGCCAUCGGGCCGCUCAAGCGGCGGCUCCCCGCCUCCUGUCCGCGAAUCGGCGCGCGCCGCGUCGCCACCAGAGAAGAAACAGAUCGGGCCGUCGGACGAGACCGACGACGAAGCGCCGCCUCGGAAGAGCCAGCUGGCUCGCUCGUCGGCGGCAAAGGCUGCGCCGCCGGCAGCGAGCCGCUCGAGCGACGAAGCGUCGCUGGGGCCGGAGCGCCCUCGCUCCGAAUCGCAGCAGCGCCAGCGGGCGCCUCGCAGCUCGACGGGCGGCGGGAAGCCAGACAAGCAGCCAGGCGCGUCGACGCCGGGCAAGAAGGGGGCCAUGGCGGCGGCUCCAGCAAGCAGGUCGCACAGCGGCGCGUCUCGCGCCUCGACGGGCAGCACGCCGCCGCCCAAGCCCUUUAAGCCGCUUCCAGGCAAGGUCACCGUUGGCGGCCGGCUGAGCCUCCCCAGCCUCCCAAGCCUCGCGCCUCCGCAGCUGCCGGACGCGCCAGCGCCCUCGCGCACCGAGUCGAUCGCGGAGGAGCGGCGCCGCCACGGCGGCAGGUUCGCCACCGGCCACGUCGUCCGGCAUGACCGCCACGCCGCGGCCUCCGAGGCCUCUGCUCUGGCCGCCGCCGCUGCGCUGGCGGGCCGCCGCUCGGUCGGCGACAUCACGCGCGCCAGCAAGCAGAGCAAGCCGGCGGCCGCCUCGGCCGCCUCGUCGUCGUCGUCCGCCGCCGCGCAGGCGGGCCGCCGCUCGGUCGGCGAUCUCCAGGCCGCGGGUUCCAAGCGCAAGCCGGGCGAGCCCGAGCCGUCUGACCCAGAGUCGGCCAUGUCAAGGCUGUCGGUGGGCGAUGUGGUGCCGAGGGCGACCGCCCAGGCGGCGCAGAUCCGCCGCCGCACGGGCUGGUGCCCGUCCAUCCGCGUCGCCGCCGCCGCAGUGGCCAUCGUCGUCGUCCUCGCCGUCGCCCUCGGCAUGGGUAUCGGAUCACCGAACCCUGACCCCCCAUCGCAACCGUCGCAACCUCCGUCGCGAGUGGGGCGUAUUGCGCCGUUCCCCCCUCCGUCGCCCCUGCCGCCCUUUGCACCCGGGAAGGUGCCGACGCCGCCGCCGGUGCCGCCACCACCGCCGUCAUCGCCGCCCCUCCCGCCCUUUGCUCCCGGGGAAGCACCGGAGCCGCCGCCGUCUGCACCGCCGUCACCGCCGCCCCCGUCGCCGCCAAGGGAGGCCGUCUCAAAGUACUUGGCUACGCUCGACGUGAGCACGGUCGCCUUCAGCAAGGAGCCGGUGACCGUCGACGCCAUCAUCAAGGCGAUCACCGCUGGCAUCCUCAACCAGAGUGAGCCAGCGCAGCUGUCCAUCGACGUGCUCCAGCAAUUCGUCGUGGUCGCCCGGCAGAAUGACCGGACUGAUGAUGAUUUCGAGGAGGCCCUGUGCCGCGCAGACAACGACUACGACCCGGACGGAUGCAGCGCGACACAGAUCGCGGCGGCGCCGCCAUCCCCGCCGCCAGCGACGCCACCGCCAGCGACGCCAUCGCCGCCAGGGCAGCCGCCGCAACCACUGACGCCACCAGCGCAGCCGCCGCCAGGGCAGCCGCCGCAACCACUGACGCCACAAGAGAGCCGGCGCUUGCUCUCCCUCUCCCGGCGGCGCGCACUCAGCGUCGCUGGCGGCGCUCAGUGGGACAUGCGGGCGAGGCUGGUGAACACGUCGCACAGGAUCUCCCAGCCUCCUGACCUUGGCGAGUUGGCCGAGGCGGUGACGCUGGACGCGGUGAUCGUCGAGAUCGAGACGUUCGUCCUGCCUUCGUCGCCGGGCAGCCUUUUCGACGACGCGAGAGAUAGCGGCAGGGUCAGCGCAGAGGUGGUGCCGGGCGUCCUGGCGGCGCUGCUAGACCUCAGCAACUUGACCAACGCAACCGAUCCCUUCAGCUUCAUCACCAAU